Messenger RNA from Ornithodoros turicata, 1668 nucleotides. Its product is annotated as atlastin-2-like. Bases 148 to 1668 code for a protein of 506 amino acids. The record is from RefSeq and is a predicted model, not a curated record. Gene Ontology annotation, molecular function: GTP binding; GTPase activity. The transcript is spliced from 12 exons. Lineage: Eukaryota; Metazoa; Arthropoda; Arachnida; Ixodida; Argasidae.
GAUAUGGCAAGGGGGACGAAGGUAUAGGCGGUGCCAUAGACUUACUGGUACAAUACGGCGGGCCUUAAAGCCCUCUAACACUCCGCAGUUAUCUGCUUCGACUGCCCAGUUCGUGUGCGUGUCUUCUCAUCUUCCAGAGAGCUCAAAAUGGCGGAGGCGAACAGAGCCGAACAAAUCAUCACAAGCGAGAAGGAAGAUCCGAAUACUUAUUUUUUGAAGUCAGGCGCGCUUGCCGAUAUCCUGGAGGACAUUGAAGUUGCCAACCUUCCGGUAGUGCUAUUAUCCAUUGCUGGAGGUUUUCGGAAAGGAAAGUCAUUCCUUCUUGGGUACAUCAUCAGAUACCUGGAGUUCAUUGAAACAAAUCCAGAUGUCGGAGAAGACUGGGUCGGUGACCUUGAUGCGCCACUGGGCGGUUUCUCCUGGAGGUACGGAGCUGAGAAGGAGACUACAGGAAUGUUGAUGUGGAGCAAAGUCUACAAGAUCAAAACAACGAAAUACGGUACCGUGGCUGUGGUACUGCUGGAUACGGAGGGAUCGUUCGACCACACGUCUACAACAGGAGGCAACACAACCAUCUUCUCGCUUAGCGUACUCGUGAGCUCGGUCCAGGUCUACAACUUGAUGAAGAUGAUUGACCAAAGUGACAUGCAGCAUUUGCAGCUUUUUGCAGAGUACGCAUCCAUGGCUGUCCGUGAGAGUGGAUCGCAGGGACAUCGUCAAUUCCAGAAGCUUGUUAUACUGGUCCGUGAUUGGAGUUAUCCCGACGACAAGCCAUACGGUCUGGAAGGUGGAAGUCAGGUGCUUCAGAAAUGGGUGAAUCCCGCAGGAACGCGUAAUGAUAAAGUGCGAGAUAUGCGCAAGCGCAUUCUCUCCAGCUUUGAAAGGAUCGACUGCUACUUGAUGCCUGAUCCCGGUACUGCGGUCAGUCGGAAGAGUUACGAUGGCAAAUAUUCUGUUCUCUCAGACGACUUCAAACUGCAUCUCGGACAGCUCGUAAGGUUCCUUGUGUCUCCGGAAAAGUUGGUGCCGAAAACCAUAAACGGUGCUCUCAUCAAAUGCCAUGAGUUCGUUCGUAUAUUUCAGAUCUACUUCGCCGUUUUUGAAGAAGGGAAGCUGCAAGAACCCCAGUCUCUGUUCAAUGCCACAGCAUACCUCUAUAACAAAAAAAUAUUGGACGAACUCAUUGAUAUGUACAAAACAGAGAUGCAAGAGGCCCUUUCAACCUGCAGUCUGAAGGAGAUUAAAGAAAAGCACGAGAACAUGAGAUCUAAGUGUCUGGAUAAACUAGGAGCAAGCCGUAUCAUGGGCGGGAACAUUCAAGAAUUACGGCAACAUCUUGCAAAGGAAAUUGAUCUUGGCUAUAAGACUGUAAGCGAAAUCGCUAAAGUAACACAGGCUGUGAGGAAUAGCACCAAGGAGGACCUGGAAGCAAUGCAGAAGGAGCUGAGCGGGCUUAGUGAAAAGUACCUGCAACAGGCCAAAAAGCAUCAACAGGAACUGUUAGCACUGUCUGGUUUGCAACGUGACAUGCCACUUUCACCGUACAGCCGCAUUGCUGCCUCGUCUCGCCUACACAGCUACAGAUUAUGGGCGCAGGUCCGGAAAGACCUCGUUCAGAACCACGGAGGAGAAGUAAAGCAGACCGAUCUCCCCAGCAAACACACAUGA